Messenger RNA from Sinocyclocheilus rhinocerous, 15148 nucleotides. RefSeq names its product ryanodine receptor 2a (cardiac) (gene ryr2a). NCBI's taxonomy places the organism in Eukaryota, Metazoa, Chordata, Actinopteri, Cypriniformes, Cyprinidae. The record is from RefSeq and is a predicted model, not a curated record. Gene Ontology annotation, molecular function: ryanodine-sensitive calcium-release channel activity; calcium ion binding; protein binding. Gene Ontology annotation, biological process: intracellular calcium ion homeostasis; release of sequestered calcium ion into cytosol by sarcoplasmic reticulum; striated muscle contraction. Gene Ontology annotation, cellular component: sarcolemma; Z disc; sarcoplasmic reticulum membrane. The transcript has 101 exons. Bases 333 to 14933 code for a protein of 4866 amino acids.
CAGACACACACACACACAAGUGCAUUCAAAAGUUUGAGACCACAGUGAAAAUAUGGAAUUCUAAAUCUAAUUUAUUCAGAGUCGUGUUUGCUCUGGUGUCCUCGUGAUGGCGCUGCUCGAUGCUGUAACGGUUUUAACGGUCAUCCAGCAGAGGGCGCGCUGCCCGCCGCACUCUCACCGCACGCUCAUCUGCAUAGCCCCGCCCUCUGAGUAUGUCAGCCAUCCAAUGAGAACGCGGCAGGAGACACCCGUUACACCCGCAUCAGAGCCGCCACCGCCGCCGCCUGAGAGCUUCAUCUGUCCGGUGAGAGGCUCCGAACCCGCGCCGAACCAUGACGGACGGCGAAGCCGAAGAUGAGAUCCAGUUCUUACGGACCGAUGAUGAGGUGGUCCUCCAGUGCUCCGCGAUGGUCCAUAAGGAGCAGCAGAAGCUCUGUCUGGCUGCCGAGGGCUUCGGGAACAGACUGUGUUUCCUCGAGUCCACGUCAAACUCAAAGAACGUUCCCCCGGAUCUGUCCAUAUGCACGUUUGUGCUGGAGCAGUCGCUGUCUGUACGAGCACUGCAGGAGAUGCUGGCUAACACCGAGGAGAGAGCGGAAGGGACGGCGCAGGGCGGAGGUCACCGGACGCUGCUCUACGGUCACGCGGUCUUACUGAGACACUCCUACAGCGGGAUGUAUCUGUGCUGUCUGUCUACGGCUCACUCAUCCACCGACAAACUAGCAUUUGACGUGGGGCUUCAGGAAGACACGACAGGUGAGCGCGUGUGGUGGACCAUCCACCCGGCGUCCAAGCAGAGGUCAGAGGGUGAGAAGGUGCGAGUGGGUGAUGACCUCAUCCUGGUCAGCGUGUCGUCUGAACGAUACCUGCACUUGUCGUAUGGUAACAGCAGUUUGCACGUGGACGCAGCUUUCCAGCAGACGCUCUGGAGCGUGGCUCCGAUCUGCUCCGGCAGUGAAGUGGCUCAGGGCUUCCUGAUUGGUGGAGAUGUUCUGCGGCUGCUGCAUGGUCACAUGGACGAGUGUUUGACCGUCCCGUCAGGAGAACACGGAGAGGAACAGCGCAGGACGGUGCAUUACGAGGGUGGAGCCGUGUCCAUCCACGCCAGAUCCCUCUGGAGGCUGGAGACGCUCCGAGUGGCGUGGAGCGGCAGUCACAUCCGCUGGGGUCAGCUGUUUCGGUUGCGUCACGUGACCACCGGGAAGUAUCUCAGCAUGAUGGACGAUCAAGGACUCCUGCUGAUGGACAAGGAGAAUGCGGACGUCAAAUCAACGGCUUUCUGCUUCCGUUCCUCAAAAGAGAAGCUGGACUUUGGCCUGAGGAAGGAGGUGGAUGGGAUGGGCGUCCCAGACAUCAAAUACGGCGACUCGGUCUGUUAUAUCCAGCAUGUGGACACUGGGCUCUGGCUCACGUACCAGUCUGUGGACGCCAAGUGUGCGCGAAUGGGCGGAGUUCAGAGGAAGGCCAUCAUGCAUCAUGAGGGUCACAUGGAUGACGGUUUGACGCUCUCACGAUCACAACACGAGGAGUCACGCACCGCUAGAGUCAUUCGCAGCACGGUUUUCCUCUUCAACCGCUUCAUCAGGGGUCUAGACACUCUGAGUAAGAAGGGAAAGACAUCCACCCUCGAUCUGCCCAUCGAAUCAGUCAGUCUGAGUCUUGAGGAUCUGAUCGGAUACUUCCAGCCGCCCGACGAACACCUGGAGCACGAGGACAAACAGAACCGCCUGCGAGCGCUCAAGAGCAGACAGAACCUCUUCCAGGAGGAGGGAAUGAUCAACCUGGUGCUGGAGUGUAUCGAUCGUCUGCAUGUGUACAGCAGUGCGGCUCAUUUUGCAGACGUGGCCGGUAAAGAGGCUGGAGAAUCCUGGAAGUCCAUCCUGAACUCCCUCUACGAGCUCCUGGCUGCUCUGAUCAGAGGAAACAGGAAGAAUUGUGCUCAGUUUUCCGGCUCUCUGGAUUGGCUGAUCAGUCGUCUGGAGAGGCUGGAAGCGUCGUCUGGGAUUCUGGAGGUUCUGCACUGUGUUCUGGUGGAGAGUCCGGAAGCUCUAAACAUCAUUAAAGAGGGACACAUCAAAUCCAUCAUCUCACUGCUGGACAAACACGGACGCAACCACAAGGUGCUGGAUGUCCUGUGUUCUCUGUGUGUGUGUCACGGUGUGGCAGUUCGCUCCAAUCAGCACCUGAUCUGUGAUAACCUGCUGCCUGGCAGAGACCUGCUGCUGCAGACGCGACUCGUCAAUCACGUCAGCAGCAUGAGGCCCAACAUCUUCCUGGGCGUGAGUGAAGGCUCCGCCCAGUACAGGAAGUGGUAUUAUGAGCUGAUCGUGGACCACGUGGAGGCGUUCGUGACGGCCGAAGCCACUCACCUGCGGGUGGGCUGGGCCUCAACACAGGGCUACGGGCCGUAUCCGGGCGGAGGAGAGGGCUGGGGCGGGAACGGCGUCGGGGACGACCUCUACUCAUACUGCUUUGAUGGACUACACCUGUGGGCAGGUUGCGUGGCGCGUUCGGUCAGCUCACCCAAUCAGCACGUGCUGCGGGCUGAGGAUGUGGUCAGCUGCUGUCUGGAUCUUAGCGCUCCCAGCAUCUCCUUCCGCAUCAACGGCCAGCCGGUCCAGGGAAUGUUUGAGAACUUCAACUCAGACGGACUCUUCUUCCCCGUCGUGUCCUUCUCCUCUGGAGUCAAAGUGCGCUACCUGUUGGGCGGUCGUCAUGGAGAGUUCAAGUUCCUGCCUCCAUCUGGUUACGCUCCAUGUUUUGAGGCCGUUUUACCACGAGAGAAGCUGCGUGUGGAGCACAGUCAGGAGUACAAACAUGAUCAUGGGAGAACACGCGACCUCCUGGGACCCACAGUCACACUGUCACAGGCGGCCUUCACUCCAACACCGGUGGACACCAGUCAGAUCGUGUUGCCUCCACAUCUUGAGCGGAUCCGGGAGAAGCUGGCAGAAAACAUCCAUGAGCUGUGGGUGAUGAACAAGAUUGAGUUGGGAUGGACCUACGGAGCGGUGAGAGAUGAUAAUAAACGGCAGCAUCCGUGUCUGGUGGAGUUCUCCAGACUUCCUGAACAAGAGCGCAGCUACAACCUACAGAUGUCUCAGGAGACGCUCAAGACUCUUCUGGCGUUGGGCUGUCAUGUUGGAGUGGCGGACGAACGAGCCGCAGAGAAAGUAAAAAAUCUGAAGCUUUCAGCAAAAUACCAGCUGUCCAGCGGGUAUAAACCGGCCCCGAUGGACCUGAUCCACAUCAAACUGGCGUCUACCCAGGAGGCCAUGGUGGACAAGCUAGCAGAGAACGCUCACAACGUCUGGGCGCGAGACCGCAUACGACAGGGCUGGACCUACGGCGUCCAGCAGGACAUCAAGAGCAAGAGAAACCCUCGUCUGGUUCCUUACGUUCUUCUGGACGAGAGAACCAAGAAAUCAAACAAGGACAGUCUGCGGGAAGCCGUGCGGACGCUGCUGGGAUACGGAUUCAACCUGGAGGCCCCGGAUCAAGACCACGCGGCCCGAGCAGACGUGUGUAAUCCGUCUGCGGAGCGCUUCCGGAUAUUCCGAGCGGAGAAGACCUACAGCGUGAACGGAGGGAAGUGGUACUUUGAGCUGGAGGUGGUGACGGCGGGAGAGAUGCGGGUGGGCUGGGCGAGACCCGGCUGUCUGCCGGACCUGGAGCUGGGCUCAGACGACCAGGCCUUCGUCUUUGAUGGAUUCAAGGCUCAGCGCUGGCAUCAGGGCAACGAGCACUUCGGCCGCUCCUGGCAGUCUGGAGACGUGGUGGGCUGCAUGGUGGACAUGAACGAACGCACCAUGAUGUUCACGCUCAACGGAGAGGUGCUGCUGGACGACUCCGGCUCUGAACUCGCCUUCAAAGACUUCGAAGUUUGGGAAGGUUUCAUCCCGGUCUGUAGUCUGGGCGUGUGUCAGGUGGGCCGUAUGAACUUUGGGAAGAACGUGAGCACGCUGAAGUACUUCACCAUCUGCGGGCUGCAGGAGGGCUACGAACCCUUCGCCGUCAACAUGAACCGCGAUCUGACCAUGUGGAUCAGCAAACGGCUGCCUCAGUUCAUCCCCGUCCCGCUCAACCACGAGCACAUCGAGGUCACACGGAUCGACGGGACGGUGGAGAGCCCGCCAUGCCUAAAGGUCACCCAGAGGUCGUUCGGCUCACAGAACAGUAGCACAGACAUCAUGUUCUAUCGUCUCAGCAUGCCCAUCGAGUGCUCGGAGGCGUUUCUGCGCUCAGCCAGCGGCAGCUUCUUCUCUCCCAAGAGAGAUCUGGAGGACUUCGAGACGGUGUCGGACUUCGAGGUCCUGAUGAAGACGCCACACAGUCAUGUGAGCUCGAACGGACCCGACAGAGAGCGAGACGAGUUCAACAACCACAAGGAUCAUAAUCAGGAGAAACCCUCCAAAAUCAAGCAGAGGUUCAUGUUGAAAAGAACAAAGCCUGAAAUGACCAGCAGUAACUCCAGCGCUCGUCUGUCAGAGGAGGUUUUGGCUGAUGAGAGAGACGACUGUGAGAAUCUCAUACAGACAUCAGCGUAUUAUUACUCGGUGAGGAUCUUCCCCGGCCAGGAGCCAUCCAGCGUGUGGGUCGGCUGGGUGACCUCAGACUUUCAUCAGCACGACCCGGCCUUUGAGCUCAGCACGGUCCGAAUGGUCACCGUUACCCUGGGAGACGAGAAGGGCAAAGUUCAUGAGAGCAUCAAGCGCAGUAACUGCUACAUGGUUUGGGGCGGCGAGUGCAGCAAUCCCAGUCAGGGCCGCAGUAAUAACGGGCUGGAGAUCGGGUGUUUGGUUGAUACAGCCAACGGCCUCCUCACCUUCACCUCCAACGGCAAAGAGCUCAGCACCUUCUACCAGGUGGAGCCCAGUACUAAACUUUUCCCUGCAGUGUUUGCGCAAGCAACCAGUCCAAACGUCUUUCAGUUCGAACUGGGACGCAUCAAGGUGAGCUUAUCCUGUUCUUCCAUGCACUUGGCGAAUAUGAUGAUGUUGAGUUUGAAUGAGAUGUUGUGUGUCGCUCCUGUCAGGUCUCUGGAUAUCCUGGAGCUGACGGAGCAGAGAGAGCUGUUGAAGUUUCACUACCACACGCUGUGCUUGUAUUCGGCCAUCUGUGCUCUGGGGAACAACCGUGUGGCUCACGCGCUCUGCAGUCAUGUAGACGAGGCGCAGCUCCUCUACGCCAUCCAGAACAAAUACAUGCCGGGCCUGCUGCGCACCGGAUACUACGACCUGCUGAUCGACAUCCACCUGAGCAGCUACGCCACCGCGCGCCUCAUGAUGAACUCCGAGUACAUCGUGCCCAUGACGCCCGAGACCAAGAGCAUCACGCUCUUCCCCGACGAGAAGAAGAAGCACGGGCUGCCGGGGAUCGGCCUGAGCACCUCUCUGCAGCCGCGCAUGCGCUUCUCGUCGCCCAGCUUCGUGGGCGCCGUCGGCGGUCACCACAGUAACGGCGCGGUCGCCGGGGGCGACUGUUUCCAGUUCAGCCCCGAGUUCCCGCUGGAGGCGCUGAAGAGCCGCACGAUGGAGAUGCUGACGGAGGCGGUGCGGGAGGGAAGCUUGCACGUGCGCGACCCCGUGGGCGGCAGCACCGAGUUCCUGUUCGUCCCGCUCAUUAAACUCUUCUACACGCUCCUGAUCAUGGGCAUCUUCCACAACGGAGACCUGAAGACCAUCCUGCAGCUGAUCGAGCCCAGCGUCUUCUCGCAGGACUCCGGGGUGGAGAGCGGAGGCGGGGCGCCGGAGGCGGAGGAUGACUGUGGGCGGGGCCAACUGGAGGGGGGCGGGGCCGAGGAGCACGGCCUGAGAGGAAAGAUGCCCAAAGAAGGACUUCUGCAGAUGAAGCUUCCUGAACCCGUCAAACUGCAGAUGUGUCACCUGCUGCAGUACCUGUGCGACUGUCAGGUGCGUCACCGCAUCGAGGCUGUGGUCGCCUUCUCCGACGACUUUGUGGCGAAUCUUCAGGAGAACCAGCGUUUCCGCUAUAAUGAAGUGAUGCAGGCGCUGAACAUGUCUGCCGCUCUGACGGCACGCAAAACCAAAGAGUUCCGCUCUCCUCCGCAGGAACAGAUCAACAUGCUGCUGAAUUUUAAGGAUGAGAAGCAGGACUGUCCGUGUCCAGAGGACAUCCGUGAACAGCUGCUGGACUUCCAUGAAGAUCUGAUGACACACUGUGGCAUUGAGACAGAUGAUGAUAAAUCAGGAGAUGGAGAUGAUUUCACCAUCAGGGGUCGUCUGAUGUUUCUGGUGGAGAAGGUGACCUACCUGAAGAAGAAAAUGACUGAAAUACCAAAGAAGAAGAAAUCAAAGAAACCCAGCACCUUGCAGCAGCUGAUCUCGGAGACGAUGGUGCGCUGGGCUCAGGAGUCGGUCAUCGAGGAUCCCGAGCUGGUGCGGGCCAUGUUCGUGUUGCUCCACCGGCAGUACGACGGCAUCGGCGGCCAGGUGCGAGCGCUGCCCAAGACCUACACCAUCAACGCCGUCUCGGUGGAGGACACCAUCAACCUGCUGGCGUCUCUGGGUCAGAUCCGCUCUCUGCUCAGCGUCAGGAUGGGCCGCGAGGAGGAGAAGCUCAUGAUUCAUGGGCUCAGUGACAUCAUGAAUAACAAGGUGUUCUACCAGCAUCCGAACCUGAUGAGAGCGCUCGGCAUGCACGAGACCGUCAUGGAGGUGAUGGUGAACGUCCUGGGUGCAGGAGAGUCCAAGGAAAUCACGUUUCCUAAGAUGGUGGCCAACUGCUGUCGGUUCCUGUGCUACUUCUGUCGGAUCAGCCGUCAGAAUCAGAAGGCCAUGUUUGAUCAUCUGAGCUACCUGCUGGAGAACAGCAGCGUGGGCCUCGCGUCUCCGUCUAUGCGAGGUUCCACUCCUCUGGAUGUGGCCGCCGCGUCUGUGAUGGAUAAUGAUGAACUGGCUCUGGCGCGUGUGGUCCAGUAUCUGGCGGGCUGUGGUCUCCAGAGCUGCGUGAUGCUGAUGUCCAGAGGAUAUCCUGACAUCGGCUGGAACCCGGUGGAGGGUGAACGGUACCUGGACUUCCUCCGGUUCGCGGUCUUCUGUAAUGGUGAGAGUGUGGAGGAGAAUGCUAACGUGGUGGUGCGUCUCCUGAUUCGCCGGCCCGAGUGUUUUGGCCCCGCCCUGCGCGGAGAAGGCGGGAACGGGCUGCUGGCGGCGAUGGAGGACGCCAUAAAGAUCUCAGAAGAUCCCAGUAGAGACGGACCGUCUCCCACCACAGAGGAGAGCCGGACACUUAAUGACAUCAUGGAGGAAGAGGAAGACGACACCAUUCACAUGGGAAACGCCAUCAUGACCUUCUACGCCGCUCUGAUCGAUCUGUUGGGCCGCUGCGCUCCAGAGAUGCACCUGAUCCACGCGGGGAAGGGAGAGGCCAUCCGUAUCCGAGCCAUCCUGCGCUCGCUCAUUCCCAUUGAGGAUCUGGUGGGAGUGAUCAGCAUCCCGUUCCUGAUGCCCACGCUGGCCAAAGACGGUUCUGUGAUCGAGCCGGACAUGUCAGCGGGAUUCUGUCCUGAUCACAAAGCGGCCAUGGUUCUGUUCCUGGACCGCGUUUACGGCAUCGAGGACCAGAACUUCCUCCUGCACCUGCUGGAAGUGGGCUUUCUUCCUGACCUCAGAGCCGCCGCCUCAUUGGACACGGUGGCUCUGAGCGCGACAGACAUGGCGCUGGCUCUGAACCGGUACCUGUGCACGGCGGUCCUGCCGCUGCUCACUAAAUGCGCUCCUCUGUUCGCCGGGACGGAGCCGUUCGCGUCUCUCAUCGACUCUCUGCUGCACACCGUCUACAGGCUGUCGAAAGGCUGCUGUCUCACCAAAGCGCAGAGAGACGCCAUCGAGGAGUGUCUGCUGGCUGUGUGCGGUAAACUGCGUCCCUCGAUGAUGCAGCAUCUGCUGAGGCGUCUGGUGUUUGACGUUCCUUUGCUAAACGAACACACUAAGAUGCCUCUGAAGCUCCUGACCAAUCACUACGAGCGCUGCUGGAAGUACUACUGUCUCUCCGGAGGAUGGGGAAGCUUCGGCGCCGCGUCAGACGAGGAGCUGCAUCUGUCCAGAAAGCUCUUCUGGGGGAUCUUUGACGCUCUGGCCAGAAAGAAAUAUGAGGUGGAGUUGUUCAAGCUGGCGCUGCCGUGUCUGAGCGCGGUGGGCGGAGCUUUACCUCCCGAUUACAUGGAGUCAAACUACAUGGCCAUGAUGGAGAAACCGUCGUCUAUGGACGCCGAGGGAAACUUCAACCCGCAGCCCGCCGACACCAGCAGUGUUGUUGUUCCUGAGAAACUCGAUCAUUUCAUCAAUAAAUAUGCAGAAUACUCCCAUGAGAAAUGGUCCAUGGAGAAGUUUGCCGUCGGCUGGGUUUAUGGAGAGCAGAUGUGUGAAUCAUCUAAAGUUCAUCCGCUGCUCAAGCCUUACAAAUGUCUGUCUGAGAAGGAUAAGGAGGUGUACCGCUGGCCAAUCAGAGAGAGUCUGAAGACGAUGCUGUCGUGGGGCUGGAGCAUCGAGCGGAUGAGAGAGAGCGACGCGUCCACAUUACACAACCGCACGCGCCGGAUCUCUCUGUCCAGUCAGCGCUCCAUAGAGGGCGCUCACGGUUUCAGCCCGCGGCCCGUCGACAUGAGCAACGUGACGCUGUCCAGAGACCUGCAUACGAUGGCGGAGCUGCUGGCCGAGAACUAUCACAACAUUUGGGCUCAGAAGAAAAAACUGGAGCUGGAAUCCAAAGGAGGAGGCAGUCAUCCAUUACUGGUUCCUUACGACACUUUAACUGCCAAAGAGAAAUCGAAAGACCGAGAGAAAGCACAAGACAUCCUCAAGUUCUUUCAGAUCAACGGAUACAGCGUCUCAAGGGCUAUGAAAGAACAGGAUCUGGAUGCUCCGUCCAUAGAGAAACGCUUCGCCUACACAUUUCUGCAGCAGCUGAUCACGUAUGUGGAUGAAGCUCACGCACACAUGCUGGAGUACGAUGCUGGAAUUCGACCGAAAGGAGAGAAAAUCCCCCACGAGCAGCAGGUCAAAUUCUUCGGGAAGGUUGUGCUGCCGCUGGUGGACCAGUACUUCAAAAACCAUCGGCUCUACUUCCUGUCCACCGCCGUUCGACCAAUCAGCAGCGGCGGCCACGCCUCCAAUAAAGAGAAGGAGAUGGUGACCAGCCUGUUCUGUAAACUGGCCGUUCUGGUGCGGCACCGGAUCUCACUGUUUGGGAAUGAUGCCACGUCCAUCGUGAACUGCCUGCACAUCCUGGGACAGACGCUGGACGCCAGGACCGUGAUGAAAACCGGCCAGGACUCUGUCAAAGCAGCUCUGAGGGCGUUUUUUGACAACGCAGCAGAAGAUCUGGAGAAGACGAUGGAGAACCUGCGGCAGGGUCAGUUCACACACGCGCACACGCAGCCCAAAGGAGUCACACAGAUCAUAAACUACACGACCAUCGCUCUGCUGCCUGUCCUCUCAUCGCUGUUCGAACACAUCGGACAGAACCUGUUCGGAGAGGAUCUCAUACUGGAUGAUGUCCAGGUUUCCUGCUAUCGGAUUCUGAACAGUUUGUACUCACUUGGAACCAGUAAAAGUAUUUAUGUUGAGAGGCAGCGUCCGGCUCUCGGCGAGUGUCUGGCUGCGUUUUCGGGUGCGUUUCCUGUGGCCUUCCUGGAGCCCAGUCUGAACAGACACAACACUUUCUCCAUAUACAACUGCAAAAGCUCCCGAGAACGAGCAGCGCUGGGUCUCCCCACUCAGGUGCAGGAGGUGUGUGCUCUAGUGCCGUCUCUGGAGCGAGCGCUGGAGGAGAUCAUGGAGCUGGCCGAGUCUGGCAUGCGUUACACACAGAUGCCUCACGUGAUGGAGGUGCUGCUGCCCAUGCUGUGCAGCUACAUGUCUCACUGGUGGGAACACGGACCCGAGAGCAUCCCGGAGCGCGCCGAGAGCUGCUGCACCUCGCUGACCUCCGAACACAUGAACACGCUGCUGGGAAACAUCCUCAAGAUCAUCUACAACAACCUGGGCAUCGACGAGGGAGCCUGGAUGAAGAGACUCGCAGUGUUUUCUCAGCCCAUCAUCGGUAAAGCCAAGUCUCAGCUGCUGAAGACUCACUUCCUGCCGCUGAUGGAGAAGCUGAAGAAGAAGGCGGCGACGGUGCUGCAGGAUGAGGAGCAGAUGAAGGCGGAGGGCCGAGGCGAGAUGUCCGAGUCUGAGCUCCUCAUUCUGGACGAGUUUACCGUCCUGGUGCGAGACCUGUACGCCUUCUACCCGCUGCUCAUACGCUUCGUCGACUACAACAGAGCAAAGUGGCUGAAGGAGCCGAACACUGAGGCAGAGGAGUUAUUCCGUAUGGUGGCCGAAGUCUUUAUAUUCUGGGCCAAAUCACAUAACUUUAAAAGAGAAGAGCAGAACUUUGUGGUUCAGAAUGAAAUCAACAACAUGUCCUUCCUCAUAACUGAUACCAAAUCCAAGAUGUCCAAGGGAGCCGUGUCGGAUCAGGAGAGGAAGAAGAUGAAGAAGCGCGGUGACCGAUAUUCCCUCCAGACGUCUCUGAUCGUCGCUGCUCUCAAGCGCUUACUUCCUGUGGGACUGAACAUCUGCGCGCCGGGAGACCAGGAGCUGAUCGGACUCGCCAAGAGCCGCUUCACACAGAAAGACACUGAGGACGAGGUGCGAGAGACCAUACGGAACAACCUCCACCUGCAGGGAAAGCUGGAGGAUCCUGCGAUCCGCUGGCAGAUGGCGCUGUAUAAAGACAUGCCCAACCGCAGCGAGGACACGUCUGACCCCGAGAAGACCGUCUACAGAGUGCUGAACAUCGCACAUGUGCUCUUCCACCUCGAUCAGGUCGAACAUCCUCAGCGCAGUAAGAAGGCCGUGUGGCACAAGCUGCUGUCUAAACAGAGGAAGAGAGCCGUAGUGGCCUGUUUCAGGAUGGCGCCGCUUUACAACCUGCCCAGGCACAGAGCCGUGAACCUGUUCCUCCAGGGUUAUGAGAAGUCCUGGAUCGAGACAGAAGAGCAUUAUUUUGAGGACAAGCUGAUUGAGGAUUUGGCCAAACCGGGUGGAGAGGAGCCGUCGGAGGAGGACGAGAUGACCAAACACAUCGACCCGUUACACCAGCUCAUACAACUGUUCAGCAGAACCGCGCUGACCGAGAAAUGUAAACUCGAGGAGGACAAUCUCUACAUGGCUUACGCUGAUAUCAUGGCUAAGAGCUGUCAUGAUGAAGAGGAGGAGGAUGAAGAGGAGGUCAAGAGUUUUGAGGAGAAAGAGAUGGAGAAGCAGAAGCUGCUGUAUCAGCAGGCCCGACUGCACGACCGCGGCGCGGCUGAGAUGGUGCUGCAGACCAUCAGCGCCAGCAAAGGAGAGAUGGGGCCGAUGGUGGCCUCCACACUGAAGCUGGGCAUCGCUAUACUCAACGGAGGAAACUCAACCGUCCAGCAGAAAAUGCUGGACUACCUGAAGGACAAACGGGACGUGGGGUUUUUCCAGAGUCUGGCGGGACUGAUGCAGUCGUGCAGUGUUCUGGAUCUCAACGCCUUCGAGAGGCAGAAUAAAGCUGAAGGUCUCGGGAUGGUGACGGAGGAAGGAUCAGGUGAGAAGGUCAUGCAAGACGACGAGUUCACCUGUGACCUCUUCCGCUUCCUGCAGCUGCUCUGUGAGGGACACAACUCCGACUUUCAGAACUACCUGAGAACACAGACGGGGAACAACACGACGGUCAACAUCAUCAUCUCCACCGUGGAUUACCUGCUCCGAGUCCAGGAGUCCAUCAGUGAUUUCUACUGGUACUACUCUGGGAAAGAGGUCAUCGAUGAACAAGGCCAGCGCAACUUCUCCAAAGCAAUCAAUGUAGCCAAACAAGUCUUCAACACGCUCACAGAGUACAUUCAGGGCCCUUGUACGGGGAAUCAGCAGAGUCUGGCUCACAGCCGUCUGUGGGACGCAGUUGUUGGUUUCUUGCACGUUUUCGCACAUAUGCAGAUGAAGCUGUCUCAGGAUUCAAGCCAAAUCGAGCUGCUGAAGGAGCUCAUGGAUCUUCAGAAGGAUAUGGUCGUGAUGCUCUUGUCCAUGCUGGAAGGAAAUGUUGUGAACGGCACCAUUGGAAAGCAGAUGGUGGACAUGUUGGUGGAGUCCUCAAACAACGUGGAGAUGAUUCUGAAGUUCUUCGACAUGUUCCUCAAACUGAAAGAUCUGACGUCGUCAGACGCCUUCAAAGAGUACGACCCCGACAGCAAAGGCGUCAUCUCCAAGAGGGACUUCCACAAGGCCAUGGAGAGCCAUAAACAUUACACCCAAUCCGAGACCGAGUUCCUGCUCUCCUGCGCCGAAACCGACGAAAACGAGCUCUUGGAUUAUGAAGAGUUCGUCGAACGCUUCCACGAACCAGCCAAGGACAUCGGCUUCAACGUGGCUGUCCUUCUAACCAACCUCUCGGAGCACAUGCCCCACGACUCACGUCUCCAGACCUUCCUGGAGCUAGCCGAGAGCGUGCUAAACUACUUCCAGCCCUACCUAGGCCGCAUCGAGAUCAUGGGCAGCGCUAAACGGAUCGAGCGCGUCUACUUCGAGAUCAGCGAGUCCAGCCGCACUCAAUGGGAGAAGCCGCAGGUCAAAGAGUCCAAACGCCAGUUCAUUUUCGACGUGGUGAACGAAGGCGGCGAGAAGGAGAAGAUGGAGCUCUUUGUUAACUUCUGCGAAGACACCAUCUUCGAGAUGCAGCUGGCGGCGCAGAUGUCCGACGCCGGCGAGCGCUCGGCCAGCAAAGAGGACAGCGAGAGAGAGAAACCCGAGGAGGAGAGUCCCGAGAUGGGCUUCUUCUCCAUCACCACCGUACGAACGGCUCUGUUUGCCUUACGAUACAACGUGAUGCUCUUAAUGAAAGUGCUGUCUAUGAAGAGCCUGAAGAAGCAGGUGAAGAAAGCCAAGAAGAUGACGGUGAAGGACAUGGUGACCACACUGGUGUCUUUCUAUUGGAGCGUGCUGCUGGGACUCCUGCACUUCGCCUUCAGCGUCGCUCGAGGAUUCUUCCGGAUCGUUUACAACAGCUUUCUCGGAGGCAGUCUGGUGGAGGACGCCAAGACCAUGAAGGUGUCGGAGCUCCUGGCUAACAUGCCUGAUCCGACUCAAGACGAGGUGAGAGGAGAAAUGGAGGAGAGCGAGAAGAAACCCACGGACAGAACCUCACCCGAGGAAGACCUGGCCGAUCUGACGGUGGCCGCAGACGACACCGACCUCCUGUCCGAUAUAUUCGGUUUGGACCUGAAAAGAGAAGGAGGGCAGUACAAACUGAUGCCUCACAAUCCGAACGCUAGCCUCACGGAUCUGCUCAACACACCCAUCCCUCCUCCGCCUGCACCCUCGCCAGACCUCCGCAGGAGACACCAGACGAAGGGCUCUUCAUCCUCAGCAGACAACAGUGAAGCUGCGGAGGAGACCAAAUCCGUGCCUGAGAAAGCCGAAGGGGAAAACGGAGAGAAAGCACAGAAGAAGAAGGAGGAAGCGGUGAAGAGGAAGGUCAGACAGCACCAUGAGCCUGAUCUGCAGGAGUCGGCCUUCUGGAAGAAGAUCAUCGCUUACCAACGCAAGCUGUUGAACUACUUUGCACGAAAUUUCUACAACAUGAGAAUGUUGGCUUUGUUUGUGGCCUUUGCAAUCAACUUCAUUCUGCUGUUUUACAAGGUGUCCACGUCCUCGGCCGUCUCUGAGGGGAAGGAGGUGUUGUUCAGCUCGUCUUCAGACGCCAGCGUGCGCUGGGAUCCUCUGGGAGGCUCGAGCGCUCGACCCGACGCUGUGCACUUUGUGCUGGAGGAGAGCAGCGGCUACAUGGAGCCCACGCUGAGGAUCUUAGCCAUCCUGCACACCGUCAUCUCCUUCUUCUGCAUCAUCGGCUACUACUGCUUAAAGGUUCCUCUGGUGAUUUUCAAGCGUGAGAAGGAAGUGGCCAGAAAGCUGGAGUUUGACGGUCUGUACAUCACUGAACAGCCCUCGGAGGACGAUAUUAAAGGCCAGUGGGACCGACUGGUCAUCAACACACAGUCCUUCCCAAACAAUUACUGGGAUAAAUUUGUGAAGCGGAAGGUGAUGGAUAAGUAUGGAGAGUUUUAUGGACAUGAUCGGAUCAGUGAGCUGCUCGGGAUGGAUAAAGCUGCGCUGGACUUCAGUGACGCCCAUGGGAAAAAGAAACCAAAGAGAGACAGUUCACUGGCCGCAGGUGUACUGAACUCCAUCGAUGUGAAGUAUCAGAUCUGGAAGCUGGGCGUCGUCUUCACUGAUAACUCGUUCCUGUAUCUGGCCUGGUACAUGAGCAUGUCCAUCCUCGGACACUACAAUAACUUCUUCUUUGCCGCCCACCUGCUGGACAUCGCCAUGGGCUUCAAGACCCUCAGAACCAUCCUGUCCUCCGUCACACACAACGGCAAACAGCUGGUCCUGACUGUAGGUCUGCUGGCGGUUGUGGUCUAUCUCUACACUGUUGUGGCUUUCAACUUCUUCCGUAAAUUCUACAAUAAGAGUGAAGAUGGAGAAUCACCAGACAUGAAGUGUGACGACAUGCUAACGGUGAGCAAACAGCUAAAUCCUCCCCAAAAGUGUUUGAAUGCUGUUAUUUUUGUGCAUGAAGACCUGAAUUGUCUGAUCAUCGAUGCGUUUGGUGAGCUGAGAGACCAGCAAGAGCAGGUUAAGGAGGACAUGGAGACAAAGUGCUUCAUCUGUGGGAUUGGAAACGACUACUUCGACACGGUUCCUCACGGCUUCGAGACGCACACGCUGCAGGAACACAACCUGGCCAACUAUCUAUUUUUCGUCAUGUAUCUCAUCAACAAGGAUGAAACGGAGCACACAGGCCAGGAGUCGUACGUUUGGAAAAUGUACCAGGAACGAUGCUGGGAAUUCUUCCCCGCUGGUGACUGUUUCCGGAAACAAUACGAGGACCAGCUCAAUUAAAACACACACACACACACGGAUGGCUCUUACAGUGGCGAUUCUAUCAGCUGGAACGCUUUCGACACACAGUGAACAUACAACAUUUCUAGCCGCAGCUGAAGAGCCACACUUUCCUGCCAUCCGACGCUUCUUCAUUUCAUCAAUGAACUCACAGACUGAUUGAAGAGGAGGGGAGCAAGACGUCAUGAGCGAACGCUGCACGCUUCUUUAGACGG